Molecule: messenger RNA, 2902 nt
Organism: Etheostoma spectabile (orangethroat darter)
Lineage: Eukaryota; Metazoa; Chordata; Actinopteri; Perciformes; Percidae
Gene: hck
Product: HCK proto-oncogene, Src family tyrosine kinase
Exons: 13
Coding region: 248-1753 (501 amino acids)
Biological process (GO): protein phosphorylation
Molecular function (GO): ATP binding; protein tyrosine kinase activity; protein binding
Source: RefSeq, a predicted model, not a curated record
UUCCUCUUUUUCACCAAGUCACACAGAUGCGCACAGCACACAAACUUCCUUGUCCGAGCCCAGUGCGCUGCGCUCCGUCGCCCCGUCCGCAUCUUCAGCCUGACCCAAAGAGACAACAAAGCAAAAAGUACAGUUCAGAAAUGGAACCUACGGAAAAGAAAUGAGGAUUAUUCUGUAGUCGGUCAAUAGAAUCUGUAGAAGAACACAUAGACAACCUCAGAAGCACUAGUCGAAGAGCGAAGGCACCAUGGGCUGCGUGGGCUCCAAGAAGGAGCAGGAGCCUCUCAGCAAAGGGAUGGGCAACGACGACCUGCAGAACCGUGCGCAGACAGCCCACUACGUCAAAGACCCCACCGCAGGAAACUCCAUGAACAAAGCUAGCAAAAUGCCAUCCAACGCUACAGAUGGAGAGAAUAUUGUCAUAGCCCUGUUCGACUAUGAAGCCAUUCACGAUGGCGACCUUGGCUUCAGGAAGGGAGAUAAACUCAAAAUCUUAGAGGAAUCGGGGGAGUGGUGGAGAGCCAAGUCAAUCAGUUCUGGUCAGGAAGGCUUCAUCCCCAGUAAUUAUGUGGCCAAAGAUACUCUGGAGGCAGAGGAGUGGUUCUUUAAGGGCGUGAGCAGGAAAGAUGCUGAGAGGCAGCUGCUGGCCCCUGGCAACAAAUUGGGAUCCUACAUGAUCCGAGACAGCGAGACCACCCAGGGCAGCUACUCCCUGUCUGUCAGGGACAUUGAUCCUCAGUCCGGAGACACUGUCAAACAUUAUAAGAUCCGUACGCUGGACAACGGAGGCUUCUACAUCUCUCCCCGCAACACCUUCAGCACCCUGCUGGAGCUGGUCAACCAUUACAAGAAGCAAGGAGAUGGCCUCUGCCAAACACUGACCAACCCGUGCUUGAGCGCCAAACCCGAGAAGCCGUGGGAGAAAGAUGCCUGGGAAAUCCCGAGGUCAUCCCUCAAACUGGAAAGGAAGCUUGGUGCUGGCCAGUUUGGAGAAGUCUGGAUGGCUACAUACAAUAAGCACACCAAAGUAGCAGUAAAGACCAUGAAGCCUGGCAGCAUGUCAGUGGAAGCCUUCAUGGGCGAGGCCAACCUGAUGAAGAGUCUACAGCAUGACAAACUGGUACGACUCAAUGCCGUGGUCAGCAAGGAGGAGCCUAUCUAUAUCAUCACAGAGUUCAUGGAGAAAGGUAGUUUAUUAGACUUCUUAAAGAGUGAUGAGGGCAACCGUGUCCAGCUGCCCAAACUCAUCGACUUCUCGGCCCAGAUUGCAGAGGGCAUGGCCUACAUUGAGCAGAGGAACUACAUCCACAGAGACCUGAGAGCUGCCAACAUCCUGGUCAACAAGGCUUUAGUGUGCAAAAUUGCUGACUUUGGCCUCGCUCGCAUCAUUGAAGACAACGAGUACACAGCCAGGGAAGGAGCCAAAUUCCCCAUCAAAUGGACAGCCCCUGAGGCCAUCAACUACGGCUCUUUCACCAUCAAAUCUGAUGUCUGGUCCUUUGGCAUCUUGCUGACUGAGAUUAUCAGCUAUGGGCGCACACCAUACCCAGGCAUGACUAACCCAGAAGUGAUCCGUUCCCUGGAGAAGGGCUACCGAAUGCAGCGCCUGGACAGCUGUCCCACCGAACUCUAUGAAAUCAUGCUGGAGUGCUGGAAGAACAAGCCUGAGGACCGUCCCACCUUUGAUUACCUGCAGAGUGUCCUGGAGGAUUUCUACACAGCCACAGAGAGCCAGUAUCAGCAGCAGCCAUGAGACUUAGCAUCCACUGAUGGGUUUUCUCUUAUAGUACUAUUCCAUUCAUACUCAACAACAAGUCAAGGUUAUACUGUAUGUGCAGCAAUGCAAUUCAGACCCCAAACAUAAACGUGUACACACACACACACACACACACACACACACACACACACACGUGGGCUCUCUGCCUGUCUCCCUUUCUCUUUCUCAUUCAUACACACAUAAUGUAUUUCUAACGAGGGACUGUUCAAACAUUAUUGAGGAGGGUUGAUACUUUAUUGACUAUAUUUUUUAUGAAGCUAUGCAUCACUGUUCCUGAGGUUUUUUUUGUAGUUUUUUUUGUAGGCCCUCUGUCCUUUGAAUGAGAACAUAAUAAAGUAAUAUCACCACAAAUGAGAGACGCAACAUAUAAAAACAAUAUAAAGAACAACUGUUAUAAUUGCUAUUAAAUAAAAUAAAAUAUGACAACUCAAUCCUACCUCAUACUUAGGUGAGGCACACAGCACAACAUAGCGCAUGACCACAGCUGCAUCAAGUGGAUAUUCAUCUUCACAAAACUGACCCUAAAUCAUGUGGAUGCACACCAGCAACAGUCUUGUAAAUCACAUUGACAUAUACAGUAGUGACCAGAGCAUAAUAUGUGCAGACAGAUACUGUAUGUGUUAGUUUUGUCUGCAGCUGCCGGUACAUAUCAUGCGGAUCACUAUAUUUCGAAAAACAUCUGCAAAUCUUAUCUAAUCUGCAUGUGACCUAAGAUGCAUAUCACUCUCUAGGGAUAGAUACUGGUGACGGGCCAUUUUCAUUACUGAGCUUUGGAGGAAAGGUGUGGGUGUGGGCUCUUCUCUACAUAAACAAGUGAAAAUAGCAUGUCUUGGUUUGGAUAGGCCUCGCUGAUGCACAGGGUAUUUCUAACAAAUUUUCAAGGGAAGUCUGAAGGGAAACAGGCCCUCCACUGUGCUGUAAAAAACAUUCAGACUACUUUUUUUUUCAAAAAAAUAAGAAAAGAUAAAUAGCUAUCCCCCUGUUCUGCCCUCACUCCUUAUAUAAUGUUUGUACAGUCCCUAACAUUCAAACGUUUGUUUGUUUUACACAACAUGCGGAGUAUGCAGGAGGUCGUACAAAGAUACAUGGCAAUAUUCACCAACAAACAAGGCCACCUGGAAGCAG